Messenger RNA from Peniophora sp. CBMAI 1063, 1227 nucleotides. NCBI's taxonomy places the organism in Eukaryota, Fungi, Basidiomycota, Agaricomycetes, Russulales, Peniophoraceae. The record is from the annotation of a GenBank genome assembly.
AUGUCUACUUCUGAGCUCGAUACUGCACGCGAGGUCUUGGCGAAGUACUACACAGCUACCGAGCCAUAUGCUGGUGUUCAUACCGUGACUUUCCAACCGCUUGCGGGCAAGUCGAGUCAAGAUCGCGUCGUCACUCAGCAAUGGGAGAUCGCCGGCCAGAAGUGGCUCUUCCUUGCGGUCUUUGAUGGCCAUGCUGGCGAAGCGGCUGUAGACUAUACUGUGCAAGAGUUGCCAGGCCACAUACAGGCCGCCCUCUCGGCGCUUCCAGCGGAUCAACUAUCCCGCGAAUCUGCUCUGGCGGACAGCAGUGUGGUGCAUACUUUGCUCACGAGCGAGGUAGAGAAGUUCGACGCGUCGUUAGGGGACGCUCUGAAGGCUAUCUGUCCGGACCCCGCUUCUCUCACUGAAGAAGAGGGUAAAGCGCUUGCGGAGAAGCAUCGCGAUAUCAUUCAACGUGCUCAGCAUGGUACGACUGUCGCAAUAGCGCUUGUGAACCCGGCAGCCCAGCUCUUGUGGAGUGUCGGUCUCGGCGACUCAACAGUUCUUCUGGUGUCUAGCGGAGAGGACGGCAAACCCAAGUACGAGGCACUUAACGAACCGCACGGGGCUUCCAACGACGCCGAGGUUGCUCGCAUCACGGCCGAGCACCCCGGCGAGCCCAACGCAAUUGCAUUCGCCAACGGCACCAAUCGCGUCUUGGGUUCCAUCAUGGUCACUCGAGCGAUCGGCGACUUCGCUCUCAAACUUGACAAGCAUUAUUUGGAGAAGAUCAUGCUUCACGUUCCCAACUCAGCCAAUCCGAAGGGCUUGCUGCGAGUCCUGGAGCACAGUAAGACGCCGCCAUACCUCUCGGGCACCCCGCAUGUGCGCUUUGUCGACCUGUCUGGCUAUACGGCUCCCAAGGUCGUCUUAUUCUCGGACGGCGUAGAGGCAAUCACCAUGGCCGCUUUUCGGGACCCCGUUGACGAGAGCAUUAACAGCGCUGAGAUUCUCGCCGACCUGCUGUAUCCAGAAUCGAACUCGGCCAGGGCUGAGGCGGCACUAGGGAAUGGCAUUCAGCCACACUGGCACGCUAAUGCCGCGGUAGAUCUUCUCGGGAACCUCGCGGGCGGUACGGAUGUUGGACGGCUGCACAGAAUCACCAAUCAGCAAGGACUGGAGGACAUGGAGCCUUACAUCGACGACACGUCGAUCAUCGUCUGUGACGUUGACGUCGCGCGCAGAUGA